Lineus longissimus is the source of this 1857-nucleotide messenger RNA. RefSeq names its product fibroleukin-like. NCBI's taxonomy places the organism in Eukaryota, Metazoa, Nemertea, Pilidiophora, Heteronemertea, Lineidae. Bases 384 to 1562 code for a protein of 392 amino acids. The record is from RefSeq and is a predicted model, not a curated record. The transcript is spliced from 3 exons.
ACCAUCACCGAGCCUCAUUACCAUGCGAAAGAAACAAAACGAAAUGGAAUAAUCAAUGACGCAUUACUUUGCCUCGAAAUCUAAGCAUUAAUUUACUCAUAAACUGACUUUAUGUAAGCAAGACGCUUUUAGCGACGCUGAGAUGGUUACCAUGAAAACGCUGUCAUUUUAAACUCUUAUUCAUUUUCGUUAUUGGAAACCUCGUCCCAUUCGUCUUUGAAACAAGCAGAAUAGGAAUUAUCAAUUACAAUUAGCUUGUUUCCUGGAUACAAGCUUGACAUUGAGGAGUAGUGGACUCUAAAUCACUCACCGUCAUAUCGUGGUAAGAAUUCCGUAACAUUAUCCACACAUCAACGAAACAGAUCCAAUUUUCGUCUUCAAAAAUGCCGAUAUUUGUGAAUAUCAAAACAUUGUUUCCGUUUUUCCUCCUUUUGCGCGGCUCACUCGAACACAGGAUAGUGGACACUUUCGGGUCGAAAUAUUUCCAGCUACCAGGCUGCCUUGUGGACAAAGCAAGACCCGCAACAAGUAGUCAUAAAUACCGAGUUGACAGCGAUUUGGAGUGCGCCAGGAAAUGUCUCUGGCUGUUUGAGGACACUUGUCGCUGGAUGAACUAUAUCGAGCCAGAGAAAGUAACCGGUGAGAACUGUGAGUUAGGGAAGACUCCGGCCAAUGCGGUCUGCUCUGACUUGGUUGACCGGCCAGGGUACCACUACUAUGAAAAGGGUGACUUCUGUCUGAACCAAAGCAAGUUCGUCCAGUCUACACUGCAAUGCACCUGUGUACCAGGCUGGACUGGGCAGAGGUGCAACUAUAGGGCUUUCGAUUGCUCCGACCACUACUACGUGCACCUAUGGCCCUACGGUCGUGCCAUUUUGGAUAUUAAGGCUAGGUACUCGACCAACAGCUAUAAGGUCCACUGCGAUCUAAGUUCCUAUAUUAUAGGCGGGGCAUCGGGUCACACAUGUUUUCAGCGCCAGGGUUACUCCAGUGGAAUGAACUUCGACCGCAACUGGGCUGAUUAUAAGAGUGGUUUUGGCAAUAAGGCGACUGACUUUUGGUUGGGGAAUGACAUAAUCUCUGAAUUAACUGCCAAGAAUUCACGGAAAUACCGGCUUCUUGUCUGGCUGCAGGGCCAUAACAGCAGCUACUCGGUGUCUACAAGCUAUGACGAUUUCCUCGUGAAGGACGAAUCCGAGAAUUAUAAAGUGACCUUGACCCCAAGUACCAAAAAUAAAGUAACGUGGCAUGGGGAUGCCAUCAUGCCCGGGGAUCCUACCCUCGAUAUGAACAAGAAACCUUUCUCUACGUAUGACAAAGAUAAUGAUGGUGGACCUGAGAACUGUGCUUCGACUCGGAAGGCUGGAUGGUGGUAUGGUUCAGGCUGCACCGACGCCAACCUCAACGCGAAGUACUACAACGCCACAAACUGGCAGGCGUCGUUCUGGCCCCAGUUAUCGUGGGGAAUGAUGACUAACGCGAGCGAUGGUAUUAAGUACUCCACUCUAUGUCUUCAGCCGUACGACUUCACCCCUAAGAAUUUGCUGCUGGUUGUGUAUUAAAGAAGUCUUCGAAAGGGACAGGAACGAUAUCGACUGCAAGUCAUCUGCAAGGCAAACUGCUGGACUAUUCGACAGGAUUGGUAUUACAGCCACCAGGCCACGGCAGUGAAAAAUUAGGCUGAGCAUUCUGGUUAGGACUUUGUCCUCAAAACACCAGUUUGUGAUAAGUGGACAUUAUUAUCCAACACUCUACGCAACUCAGUCCUGGCCUGCGAGGGAAGAUGUGUUUCUAUCGUGGAUAUAUUUUGUGGUGCGCUCCGCUGAUCUCUUUUUGAAGGAACAGAAAGUAGUUGGU